Acytostelium subglobosum LB1 is the source of this 2316-nucleotide messenger RNA. RefSeq lists its product as hypothetical. The record is from RefSeq and is a predicted model, not a curated record. NCBI's taxonomy places the organism in Eukaryota, Evosea, Eumycetozoa, Acytosteliales, Acytosteliaceae. The transcript is spliced from 5 exons. The coding region runs from base 1 to 2316 and encodes 771 amino acids.
AUGCAACAGAAUAGAAUGGAGGAGUCAAUGAAUAAACUCAAUCAGUGUGCUGCUGAGGAGUCCAAGUCAAAGGAGUGGCCAGAUCUGAUCAAACAUCGAUCAGGUGGUCAUCAACAUCAACAUCACAUAUUGACUCAACUCAACUCCACAGUUGAUAUCAUCAAUGCAUUGCCCCAACUCUCAAAUCUUCACAAGGAUUCACAUAUCAUUCGACCAUUGAUCAUGAGCAUGUUGGACGCCAUCACAUUUGUAACGAGAUGUCCACAUAAUGAUGGAGGCAAGAUCAUCAAUAUUGUUCAGUUGUCGACAUUGCCUGGCGUGAAGAUCACCUUGACAGACCUGUUGUUGGCAUUGCUCAUCAUUGCCACAAACAAGUGUAAAACUCGACCCGUGAUACAGCCUGGCACUUGCAUCAUUCCCAUUCUUUACGAUCAGGACCUACUCAAUCACAUCGCUGGCAUGAUCGUGGAUGAUGUAGAUGAUGACAAUGAUUGUAACAUGACCAAAGUGAUCGAUCACUAUGCCGCUUUGAUGAUUGGAUCAAUCAAUCAGCUGCCGUACCACAAUCAACUCAACGAGCGAUAUCCAGAGAUGUUGAGUAAGUACCAACAUAUAUCAUCAUCGCUUGGAAAUGCCAGACUGGAGGACAGGAUGAACAAAUGGUUCCUCGUUGAUGGUGGAAAUCGCAACCAUACCAAAUAUGCCAAGUUGAUCUAUUUGACAAUGAUACAAGACAAGCCUCAUUCCAAGUUACUCAACAACAACGAACACAAACAAGUGGUGUUUGACUUCAUCAUCACUAUCAAUAGCAACAGUGUGAGCUGGACCGGUUACCUCCCUCCUUCCAACAUGAUAAGUGAUGUGUUGGAUAUUGUGAUGAGGGGCCUGGAAGAUGAUCAACAACAACAACAACGAGUUAUAGAAUGCCUGGAGAAGGAUACACAUCCAUUUACUCUCUUCCAAAUAUUGAUGUGCCACAUCAAGCCAAUCGAGCCAUACUUUAACAAGUACAUUAAUUCAUUGCCAGAUCAAUAUGCCAACACAUUGAUCAAGCUGAUGGGUCCAUCAUUCCUCAAUUUCAACUUUGACUUUCAGAAAUUGAGGUCAAUGAUCCUGCUCGAUGGGAUCACAAGUUGUUACAAGGAGGCAGGUAAACCACUCCCAUAUCAAUUGAUCAAUAACAGAAAUAUCUUCUUUACAAUCGACUUGGACAAGAUCUACAUUCCUUAUGUUGAGAAACAGGAACAAGAUCAUUUGAUAGCCAGAGGUCUAAUAACUGCAUACGAGAUCACAAACAACAUCAACCACUUGUAUCAAGGUUUGGUUUUCCUUCUAUAUCGCACAGCCCAAGAUGAUCAAACACUGACUCUGAACGACAUAGUCAUCAACAAAUACUCAUCGGAGCUCAAGGCCGUCAUUGGCGAUCCAAUCGAGACAUGGAUCCAAUACAUUGAUAUAAUGAUGGAUGGACGUCAAACAUAUCCACCACGGCCACAUGUUACCAUCAAUGGCACCAAGUUACAGGAUCAACUCAUCCAUGUUGGACAUCUCACACGCCCUGUGUUCCACUUCCUCAAGUAUGCCUACCUCAUGCAGACUCUCGGCUUCAACUUCAAGCGAUGCAAACUGUUACUCUUGAGCACACUUGACCACCGCGCAGACGAACAACUCAUCAAUGAUCAACGACAACUCUUCAAAGAGUUCAAGAGGAAUCAAUUGUUGAUCACACCAUCAUCAAGAUCACGAUCACGAUCACCAUCACAAUCAUUGUUCACACUUCCAUUGAUCGUUGUCAACAAGAUUGUCCAAGAUUGUAUUCUUGGAUGUGGAGACGAGCUUGAUCAAACAUGGCUGGUGUCAUUGUCAACGGUCAACAGUCACUUCCACAAGGCAUGUGCGAUGACACUGACACAUCAUCCACUUCCAAUCAGACUUGGAACAUCAACCAAUCAUAUUGGAUCACGAUAUUGUCUCUUCCAAGACACACCCACUCGACUCCAUUCAUUGGACCUGGUUCAUAUCCCAACUGACAGACUUGGCCAUUGGAUGGAGCGUCUCAUCCAUCUAACAGUGAUAUUCACCAGAGAGGAUUGGUAUUAUGACAACGAACAUGAGCGUCCACCAGCGUUCAUCAUGGUGCACGCGUCACAUCUCCAACACAUCAUAGUUGAGGAGACUGAGUUCGGUGACCUGGGGUCAGAGUUUAAUAUGAUGGUCGAGGAGAUAAGGAACAACGAGUGCAAAGAACGCGACACUUUCGUAUGCUUGGCUUCGAUGACCCUGACAUUGGGAAUGGCCAAGAUCCAAAGAGACUGA